GGGUGGGGAUUAUGGGCCGGUGGCGGAGUCUCAGUCGCUCCAGUCGGGCUGAGGAGCGGUCGAGUUUGCUGCCCUGGGGAGGGGCCGCGCCCUGGGAGGAGGAGGAGGAGGAGGAGGAGGAGGAGGAGAAGGACUAAGAAGAGGAGGAAGAAGAGAAGAUAGCACUCCCUUCCCAGGACCCCCUCUACCCCAAAUCCUGACCCUACAUGGUUCACGAGACUGUCAGAGGGGUAGGGAUCCCUGACGGCUGACUGACUGCCUGACUGAGGAGGGUGAAGAAGGAGAGUGAGACUUUGAUAGAGGAGAGAGAGAGAGAGCGAAGACAGAGACACACGGAGAGACAGAGACUAGAGAGACAGACAGACUGACUGAAAGCUAGGGAGACCCAGAGAAGUUACCCCGGGGAGACCUGGAGAGACCGCAAGGCCACCCCGCCAGGCUGGUUGCUGGGAGCAACCACUUAGGUGGAAGCCCUUUUGCCUGCUGGGAUCCCUGGGAACCGGCCUGUUACCAGGGCAACCCUCCCAGAAGCCCCAGCGAGCAGUUCACGUGCCCACCCUCUCAGGCAGACGCCAUGCCAGUGCUCUCGAAGGCACAGCCCUCCCGGGCGACCUCCCUGCGGCGCCUGGCUGUGGUGGUGGCCCUGACAGCCUAUGGGGUGCACAAGAUCUACCCCCUGGUUCGCCAGGCACUGGCGAUGCAGGCCCAGUCCUCUUCUUUAGCUGAGGCAGAGGCUGGUGGCCAAGGCGGCAGAGGCAGCAACAGUGGUGGUGGAGGCAGUGGGGGCGACCGAGGCAGCGGAGGCAGCCGCAGCAGGGACCUGAAGAUCAGGGCAAGCGCUGGGGCAGUCACCGGGGGCAGCAAAAGUAGUGCCAGCGCCAGCGCCAAUCGGGUGUUCGCACACCGGCUGCUAUGGCUUCUCAGGCUCCUCUUCCCUAAGGUCCUGUGCCGGGAAACUGCGCUGCUGGGCUUGCAUACAGCAGCCCUGGUCAGCCGCACCUUCCUGUCGGUGUAUGUAGCCCGACUGGAUGGGCGCCUGGCCCGCUGCAUCGUUCGGAAGCAGCCACGGGCCUUCAGUUGGCAGCUGCUGCAGUGGCUGCUCAUAGCGCUGCCAGCCACUUUUGUGAAUAGCGCUAUCCGCUACCUGGAGGGCCGCCUGGCGCUGGCCUUCCGCAGCCGCCUUGUAGGGCAUGCCUACCGCCUCUACUUCAGCCGCCAAACAUACUACCGAGUCAGCAACAUGGAUGGCCGCCUGCGCAACCCUGACCAGUCCCUCACGGAGGACUUGGUGGCCUUCGCAGCCUCCGUGGCCCACCUCUAUUCCAACCUGACCAAGCCCCUGCUUGAUGUGGCCGUGACCUCCUACACCCUGCUUCGAACGGCGCGCUCCCGAGGAGCCAGCACGACCUGGCCCUCAGCGAUUGCCGGCCUCGUAGUCUUCCUCACUGCCAAGGUGCUCCGGGCCUGCUCGCCCAAGUUCGGGGAGCUGGUGGCCGAGGAGGCUCGCCGAAAAGGAGAGCUGCGCUACAUGCACUCCAGGGUGGUGGCCAACUCGGAGGAGAUCGCCUUCUACGGAGGCCACGAGGUGGAGCUGGCCCUGCUUCGGCACUCUUACCAGGACCUGGCCUCCCAGAUUAAUCUCAUUCUGCUAGAGAGGCUUUGGUAUGUCAUGCUGGAACAGUUUCUCAUGAAGUAUGUGUGGAGUGCCUCAGGCCUUGUGAUGGUUGCUGUUCCUAUCAUCACUGCAACUGGGUACUCUGAGUCAGAUUCGGAGGCAGUAAAGAAAGCAGCCUUGGAGAUGAAGGAAGAGGACCUGGUGAGCGAACGCACAGAGGCCUUCACCAUUGCCCGUAAUCUGCUGACAGCAGCUGCAGAUGCUAUCGAGCGAGUGAUGUCAUCCUAUAAGGAGAUAACAGAGCUGGCAGGCUACACUGCCCGCGUGUUUGAGAUGUUCCAAGUGUUUGAGGAUGUCCAGCAGGGUAGUUUCAAGAGGCCUGGGGAGCUAGAGGACUCCCCAAAUAAGGCCCGAACUGGAAUGCUUGUGAAGCAUGGGGUGCGAAUGGAGGGACCCCUGAAAAUCAGAGGCCAGGUAGUAGACGUGGAACAGGGGAUCAUCUGUGAGAACAUCCCCAUCAUCACCCCAACAGGAGACGUGGUGGUAGCCAACCUCAACAUCAGGGUGGAAGAAGGGAUGCACCUGCUCAUCACUGGCCCCAAUGGUUGUGGCAAAAGCUCCCUGUUCCGGAUUUUGGGUGGGCUGUGGCCAGCCUACGCUGGGGUCCUCUACAAACCCCCACCGCAGCGUAUGUUCUAUAUCCCACAAAGGCCCUACAUGUCAGUGGGCUCUCUGAGGGACCAGGUGAUCUAUCCUGACACUGUGGAAGACAUGAAAAGGAAGGGCUACUCUGACAGCUACCUGGAGGCCAUAUUGGACAUUGUAAACCUCAACCAUAUUGUCCAAAGAGAAGGAGGUUGGGAAGCCUCCUGUGACUGGAAGGACGUCCUAUCAGGUGGGGAGAAGCAGAGAAUCGGAAUGGCCCGGAUGUUCUACCACAGGCCCAAGUAUGCCCUUCUGGAUGAGUGUACCAGUGCUGUGAGCAUUGAUGUGGAGGGCAAGAUUUUCCAGGCUGCCAAGGAUGCGGGCAUUGCCCUGCUAUCCAUCACCCACCGGCCCUCCCUGUGGAAGUAUCACACACACCUACUACAGUUUGAUGGUGAGGGAGGCUGGAAGUUUGAGAAGCUCGACUCGGCCACCCGCCUGACCCUGAGAGAAGAGAAGCAGCGUCUGGAACAGCAGCUGGCGGGCAUCCCCAAGAUGCAGCAGCGUCUCAGUGAACUUUGUGAGAUCCUAGCCGAGGAUGCAGACUCCCGCCCGGUUGAGCCACCUCAAACCUCCGACCCCUGAGGCCCCAGCCUCCAUCUGGGAGGCUCUCCUACAGCCAAAUACCCCCUGGAGCCUCUUGUCCUGUGUCCCUUAAGCCACAGCCCUCCCUCACCCUGGCCCUCAUCCUCACGAAUCUCUCCAGAUUUCUUGAAAGAAGCAGUAGCGUCUCCCUUGCCUGCCCCCUCCCGAGGAGAUAGAUGCUGAUGGAACCCUGCUUGGGGACUUGUUUCCUGGGUGGGGGUGGGGGUGGGGGGAGGGAGGGAUACUUACCUAAGGAACUUUGCCAACAGCCUGGCCUGCUCCAGGUCUCUGGAGGGAGAAGGGAGGAGGAGGGUUGUUGGUGAUUAGUAACUGUGAAGUAGAUAGAUAGCAUGUAUGUAGCCUUUCCUUUUCUCUGCGGGGGGGGGGGGGUGUAAUCCAGGGCCAUUGCCCUGCUUGUACCAGCACACAACCUCGUCCAGUAUUCUUAUAUGAAGGCAGAGGUGUUUGGGACAGGAAGGAAGGGCAGGAGGUGCUCCUGGCAGGUGCAUGGGGAGCCUGGGACCAGCCAGCAUUCACAUGGAAGGCCCCAUUUUACCCAUGACCCUCCCACUGUGGCCUCUUCCCCUUUCUCCCUUCCCUGAGACAUCCUCCUUCUGCCUGCCCCUGCCCCUCUUGCCUCCUGUCCCUGGCGAGCAGUGGCCAAAGGGCCACUUCUCCAACGUCAGUUGUUCCAAAGAGCCCUUGCCCUCACCCGUCUGCCCGGCCCCACAAGAGAAAGAGUUGCACAAUCCUUCCUGCUGCUGAGAAUGUAGGCCUUUCUUGUUUCUCCAGAGCACUAUUGGGGCUGCCUUUCUCUCUCUCUCUCUCUCUCUCUCUCUCUGGUUAAUUUAUUUGAUCCACUUUUAUAUUUGUAAUGAUUGCCAAUGUGAGUAUUCCAGCACAGAAAUGGCGAGGUAGGGCCAGAGGCUAAGGGAGUGCUCCCUCGCCCAGUUGGGUUGGCAUGAAGGGUGUGAUCUGCCCACAUCUUUGCCCUGGUGUCUCAGUGGUGAGGGAUGGGGGGAUGAAGAUGGGGAGCUGCUCAGAUAGGCCAGUGCCCCCCAAGUUAUCACCAGGAGCUGUGGGCCCACUCCAAGGCCCACUGACACCAGCUGACACUGCCAACCACCUACCAACCAACCAGCCAACUCCCCCACCACCUCACUGAAGUGAGGGACCUAGGGAAGGGGGAAGUAUAUCCCCCUGCUUGCCAAAACCACUCGACUCUUCCACUCCCGCCCCCAUGGAGGAGGCAGAUGCUGUGAGGGGUCCCUUCCCUUCCUUUCUUUUCUGCCCCCUCCCCAAUGCCAAAGUGUACUAAGGAGGAGAGAGAGAUCAACUAUGCAAAUCCACACGAUCCCUUGUGGAUGGAGACUCAACAGAAACCAUGUGCCUUAGCUCUCCUCCUCAGGGCUGGGGGGGAGCUGGGCCCUCCUGUCCUCCCCCACCUUCUCAGUAAAGAAAAUGUGUUUGA
Monodelphis domestica (gray short-tailed opossum) is the source of this 4376-nucleotide messenger RNA. It is a transcript of the gene ABCD1, whose product is annotated as ATP binding cassette subfamily D member 1. Gene Ontology annotation, molecular function: ATP hydrolysis activity; long-chain fatty acid transmembrane transporter activity; ABC-type transporter activity. The record is from RefSeq and is a predicted model, not a curated record. NCBI's taxonomy places the organism in Eukaryota, Metazoa, Chordata, Mammalia, Didelphimorphia, Didelphidae. Gene Ontology annotation, cellular component: peroxisomal membrane. Gene Ontology annotation, biological process: very long-chain fatty acid catabolic process; fatty acid beta-oxidation; long-chain fatty acid import into peroxisome.